AUGUCUAUGCAACAGGUUCCCAACAACUUCAACGCCGAGGAGGCUGACAACCUCGAGGAUCACAUGGAAACAUACUGGAAAAUCCUUGAGAAGGUCAAGGGCUCUUCGCUGCGCCUGACCAAGAUCGACGACGAGAUCUACGAGCACCUCCAGACGGACUUCCCCGAGUUCGACCCCGCGGCGACCAUCAACGAGGAUGAGAUGAAGAGCAAGAACGGCAAGGAGCGCUGGAGGAAGUUCAUGAUGGCCUACGAGAAGAGGGUUGACGACUAUAACUUCGGCACAAUGGUUCGCUCCAAGCCCGACGUCGAGUACGGCCAGCACGACGUCAUUUUCGUGCCCCGCAUGCAGUUCUACGCCAUUGAGAUUGCCAGAAACCGCAAGGGUCUGAACGACUGGAUCUACGAGAAGGCUCAAGCAGGCAAGGCCUAA
This is a messenger RNA of Colletotrichum siamense, 432 nucleotides long. Its product is annotated as Protein PBDC1-like protein. The record is from RefSeq and is a predicted model, not a curated record. The transcript is spliced from 4 exons. Gene Ontology annotation, cellular component: cytoplasm. The coding region runs from base 1 to 432 and encodes 143 amino acids. NCBI's taxonomy places the organism in Eukaryota, Fungi, Ascomycota, Sordariomycetes, Glomerellales, Glomerellaceae.